Molecule: messenger RNA, 1701 nt
Organism: Aspergillus thermomutatus
Lineage: Eukaryota; Fungi; Ascomycota; Eurotiomycetes; Eurotiales; Aspergillaceae
Product: peptide-methionine (S)-S-oxide reductase MsrA
Exons: 6
Coding region: 1-1701 (566 amino acids)
Molecular function (GO): peptide-methionine (S)-S-oxide reductase activity
Source: RefSeq, a predicted model, not a curated record
AUGUCCGACAACACGCAAAAAGCAACACUGGCCGCGGGCUGCUUCUGGGGAGUUGAGCACCUGUUCCGCAAGCAUUUUGGCAAUGGAAAAGGCCUUGUCGAAGCUAAAGUAGGCUACUGUGGUGGAUCGACGUCCUCCCCAUCGUAUCGAGCUGUGUGCACUGGAAAUACUGGCCAUGCCGAAGCUGUUCAAUUAACCUUUGACCCCUCGGUCGUCAGCUACAGCUCCCUGUUGGAAUUUUUCUACCGCAUGCAUGAUCCCACGACCAAGGACCGCCAGGGCCCUGACGUCGGCACACAGUACCGCAGUGCGAUCUUCACACAUGGCGAGGAGCAGCACAAGAUCGCGGAGGAAAUCACGGAUAAAGUCUCCAAGCAGUGGUACAAGCAGCCUGUCACAACGCAGAUUAUACCUGCAGGCCAGUGGUGGGAUGCCGAGGAGUACCACCAGCUUUACCUAACCAAGAACCCAUCGGGCUACGAAUGUCCUGCUCAACACAUCUCUCAUCACAACCGGGAAUCUCCAACAGACUGGCUCAAUAUCUCGAUCCUACCGACAAUGGCGGUGUAUACCAUUGAUGGGGCCAUGGCUGAGGCCUUGGGCCAUCUGAAUCGCAUUGCCUGUCACUUCCGCAAGCAUGAGCAACACAAGCCAGCCAACGAACUGGGAAAGUUGAGCAUCAUGGUCGUCAAUGCCUUCUCUGAGGGAAUCGAGCAUAUUCCAGAUAGCGACUACGUGCUCGAUGACGGGCUCCCUACCAGGAUCGUGGGUGCCGAAACCCAGCAGACCAUGCGUCAUGACACAAUCCAGAAGCAAGCUGUUGCUGCUCUUAUGAAUGAGGUUGAGAAGGAGAACAAAGAGCCGGCCAGGGGUCACGGCAAUAGAGCUGGAAGCUGGGCUCAAAUUGCCGGGUCCAUGGCGAAGGUUCAGUGCCAACCAAAGGAAACAUUGCACUACCUGUCGCCUAUGUCAAUGUCGUCUGUUUCCGGAUCCAAGCAGAGUCACAGCAUUGAUGGCGAGAAUGAUCCGAGAGCCAUGGAUUUCUCGGGGGCAGCACUCUCACCAGAGAUAGCUGAAGCCAAAGCGGGCGUCGUACGUAUUUACGGCAGGGUCGCCAGGGAGGCGAUCCGCUUCAUCACCACCCGUAUCCACGAAGGUCCCCUGCAGGAAAUUCGGGUCGAGACGAACGAAAGGACCCGAGUCACCUUUCAAUAUGCCUCUCAUGCACUUGCCUUUGUGAAGUCGAACCAGGAGAUGGAGGAGAUGCUCGGAUACGGACGCUUUGGCACCGGAUACAAUGUCGAGAUCGCCGAGAUCAUCGAUUGGAACGAUGAUCACCGUCGGAUGAACCAGCCCAUCCGAGAGCGUCGGCGCCUGUCUUUCGCAAGAAAGAGGCUCUUUGCCGAUAACAUGUCGCCGGAGAAAUGGAAGUCGGACAUUCGUGCCGUCGCUGGACUCGGCAACAUCGACUUCCUCUGGGUCUUCAACUCUGGAAAUGCUACUGCCGUGUUCACAAGCACUGCCGUUGCUCGCAGAGUCCUGGAGGCCUUCAACAAGUGGAAAGACACCCGUGCUGUCUACAGUGGUGUUUCGGUGACUUACUCCUCGGAUCCCUGCGAAAAGGAGUUGGUUUUGGUCAAGGAUACAGCACGCCCAGGCUUUGCCAAGAACUUGAACUUCGUCAAGAAAUCCAUGCGCUGA